GAAAUGGAUGAAGAAUUCAAUGAUGGCACCAUAGAGCAAUCUACAGAAACAACGAGCCCAGCAGAUAACAAAACAGCUGACUCUGCUUCAGCAAACACUAAUACAAAAAAGAAAACCAAUGCUACUACCACUUCUUCAACUGUCACUGCUGCCAUGUUAAUACCUGAUCUACCAGAGUUAACCAGAAAAGAUAUUUCAUUGAAGAAAGUGUUGAACUUGAUGGACGGCGACUUUGCUCCCAUUAUACCAGACGCGGUGACAGACUACUACUUGGCCAAAAACGGGUUUGAGACCACAGACGUCAAGAUCAAGAGAUUGCUUGCGUUGGCUACGCAGAAAUUCGUCAGUGAUAUAGCACAGGAUGCCUUCGAAUACUCGAGAAUCAGAAACUCAUCUGCUGUCUACAACUCAGCCAACCCACAAGUAAGAGCUAAACAAUUGCUUCAGGGUCAACAGUUUGCCAACCAACAGCUGUUAACGGGUGCUGGUGGAAAUAAUGCGGGUGUCGAAGGCGCCGGUGAUCAACAGCAACCAUCACAUUCGUCUUCCAGUAAUGCCGGAAAUCAACAAGGCAAGAUCGUUCUAACCAUGGAAGACUUGUCCAGUGCAUUGAGCGAAUAUGGCAUGAACACCUCGAGACCAGACUUCUACCGUUGA
This is a messenger RNA of Scheffersomyces stipitis CBS 6054, 657 nucleotides long. RefSeq lists its product as uncharacterized. The record is from RefSeq and is a predicted model, not a curated record. The annotation marks the transcript as partial. The transcript has a single exon. Gene Ontology annotation, cellular component: SAGA complex; nucleus; transcription factor TFIID complex. Lineage: Eukaryota; Fungi; Ascomycota; Pichiomycetes; Serinales; Debaryomycetaceae. Gene Ontology annotation, molecular function: RNA polymerase II general transcription initiation factor activity; promoter-specific chromatin binding. Gene Ontology annotation, biological process: transcription initiation at RNA polymerase II promoter.